AUGGUUCGCUUGCGUCGUCAAUUGAUUAAUCCUACGCGCAUUUUCAACAGGGCAGCUUCGUCACGCGCGAAUGCUGCUGCUCGUCGUCAAAAAGGCCGGACUACUCGUCGGCUUUUACUGGCCGUGACAAUCGCUCUCCCUCUUGGGCUUUACCUGACAAGGCCAGGCGAAACGGAGCAGGCUAAAUCCUGGCAGGUUGCUGCAUAUUCUUAUUUACCUCUUCGCGCGAUUUCCCGUGCCUGGGGUCGCUUCAAUGACAUCGAGCUUCCUGUCUGGAUGAGGGCUCCUGGGUUCAAAUUCUACGCCUACAUGUUUGGUGCCAACCUUGAUGAAAUCAAAGAAAAGGACCUUUCAAAGUACCGCAAUCUCGGAGAGUUUUUCUACCGCGAGCUAGAACCUGGUGCUCGCCCGAUCGCGGAUUCCCUGGUAGUUUCUCCUAGCGAUGGUAAAGUGUUGCAGCUUGGCCGUCUCGUGGAGAACAAAAUUGAGCAAGUAAAAGGUGUUACUUAUACUUUGGAGUCGCUUUUGGGUGUUUCCAAAGCUGCCCCACACCACUUUUCAGGCAAAGUAGAGGCUGAACGUAUGGGAGAGACAUCUAUUGAUCGUCACGAGGAGUUUGCUAAACUGAAUGGUAUUUCCUACUCACUAGACGAUUUUGUCGGUAAUGGCGCAGCCACUGACAACGAGUCCACAGAACAGCUUGGUGAUGCGGCUGCUCGCUCGGCCACUUUUGGCCAAAUGGCCAACGCUGAUAUGUGGCUCCCCGACCUGACAACCGACAAGCAGCUUUAUUACGCCGUUAUCUACCUGGCACCUGGUGACUAUCAUCGUUUCCAUUCUCCCGUUAACUGGGUGUCGCAAAUUCGUCGCCAUUAUGUUGGUGAACUUUUUAGUGUUGCACCUUACUUCCAAGCCAAAUUGACCAAUCUGUUUUGUCUGAACGAACGAGUUGCCUUGCUUGGACGCUGGCGCUACGGCUUUUUCAGCAUGACCCCAGUCGGUGCUACCAAUGUGGGAAGCAUUGAAAUCAAUUUUGACAAAUAUCUGCGCACAAAUACUCGGUGGAUCGAGCAGGAUGGUGCCCGGACGAAGGCCAAGCCGGCGACGUGUUUCGAAGCAACUUACGAGUCCGCUUCGCCAUUGCUGAGAGGUGUGCCGCUUACAAAAGGCGAGGAAAUGGGCGGCUUUCACUUAGGUAGCACUGUUGUACUUGUAUUUGAGGCCCCAGCUCAAUUUCAGUUCGACGUAGCCGUUGGUGAUGUGGUCAAAAUGGGUCAAGCCCUGGGCUCGUUGGAAAAUUAA
Messenger RNA from Wickerhamiella sorbophila, 1302 nucleotides. Its product is annotated as Phosphatidylserine decarboxylase proenzyme 1, mitochondrial. Gene Ontology annotation, cellular component: mitochondrion. The transcript has a single exon. Gene Ontology annotation, biological process: phosphatidylethanolamine biosynthetic process. Bases 1 to 1302 code for a protein of 433 amino acids. Gene Ontology annotation, molecular function: phosphatidylserine decarboxylase activity. Lineage: Eukaryota; Fungi; Ascomycota; Dipodascomycetes; Dipodascales; Trichomonascaceae. The record is from RefSeq and is a predicted model, not a curated record.